Molecule: messenger RNA, 951 nt
Organism: Paracoccidioides brasiliensis Pb18
Exons: 8
Coding region: 1-951 (316 amino acids)
Molecular function (GO): methyltransferase activity
Source: RefSeq, a predicted model, not a curated record
AUGCUCACACCGGAUUCACCUAUACAGCUCGAUGCAGCAUCCGACGAGACAGAUAGCACAAUCUACACCGACUACGAUUCGAUAGCCUCGACACUCCCUAAUUACAUAUACCAAAACGGGCGACGGUAUACUUCGCAAGGCGUGAAAUAUUUACUGCCGAACGAUGAACGUGAGCAAGAACGUCUCGAUUUCCUCCACCACAUAUUCCGAUUGACGCUAGAUGGGGACCUUUGUUAUACAAAACUAGAGAAUCCCCAGAGAAUAUUGGAUAUCGGAACGGGGACCGUGGCGGAGAUUUACCCUGGUGCUCAUGUCAUCGGAACAGACCUUUCUCCCAUACAACCCGGAGGAAUACCAGAUAAUGUUGAAUUCAUAGUGGAUGACGCUCUACAAGAGUGGACGUUUCCUGAAUCGUCCGUUGACUUUAUACAUAUUCGCUGCUUAGGGGGCAGCAUACCUGACUGGCCUCAGCUUCUAUCUCAAUGCUAUAAAGUGAUCCGACCUGGUGGCCAGAUUGAAUUGUCUGAGGCACGCACACAACUUUGCUGUGAUGAUGGAAGUUUUCCAGAAGAAUCUCUUUGUAAGAAAUGGAUGAAAGAACACCAGCGACUUGCCAAAAAAUGCGGUUUUCACUUCGACGUUUUCCCAGAAUUCCGCGGAUGGGCAUACAAUGCAGGCUUCGUCGACGUUGACACGUCGGAGAAGAUUGUGCCUGCCGGGACAUGGCCAAGAGACAGGAACUUAAAACGUCGUGGGGCCUAUUUUAUGGCUCAGCUUUUGGAUUUUGCACUCGACAGUUAUUCUGUUGCCCUGUUUACCCGUGGCGGAGGCUGGCAUGAAGAAGAAGUGCGAGGUUUGUUGAAUGGCGUGAAAGCCGAGCUACGGACUAACAAAAUGCAUCUUUACACUCACUUCUCCUUCUGCAUCGCCAGAAAACCAUUGAAUGGAUAG